AAAUACCACAUCUUCUACGGAAACUCACCAACAAGAUGGCCACAAUUCAGAUAUCGGCGACUCUGCCGACUCUGCCUUCGGACUGGUCUGCCGACAAGGACUUCAAAGCGACUGGAAGCGUCUCUGCCCCAACUCAGCGAGCUCUCGAGCCUGUUGGUCCAUACUACCUCGCCCACGCUCGCAGAAAGAGGCACCGCCGCACCUUUUCUGAGGAUGAGAAAAUCCAAGCCGCCGAAAACGUCAAGAAGGUCGAAGUGGAGGACAACGAUGAGUUUGAAGAGUUCGAGGACCCGAUGAUGCUCCAGCGCGAGGCAAAGGAUUGGAAACAGCAGGAUCACUACGCCGUGCUCGGUCUGCAGAAAUACCGAUGGAGAGCGACAGAGGACCAGAUCAAGCGUGCCCACCGCAAAAAGGUGCUGAAGCAUCACCCGGACAAGAGGGCCGCUCUGGGCAAGGACGAGAAUGACAGCUUUUUCAAGUGCAUCCAGCGUGCUACUGAAGUCUUGCAAGAUCCCGUCAAGCGCCGCCAAUUCGACAGUGUCGAUGAGGCCGCCGAGAGGGAACCACCGAGCAAGAAGGACGUGCAGAAGAAGCCUGGCAACUUCUACAAGCUUUGGAGACCCGUGUUCGAGGCGGAAGCCCGCUUCUCCAGGAAGCAGCCUGUGCCAGGUCUGGGUGACGAGAACAGCAGCAAAGAGCAUGUCGAGAACUUCUACAACUUCUGGUACGCCUUCGACUCAUGGCGAUCAUUCGAGUACAAGGACGAGGAUGUGCCCGAUGACAAUGAGAGCCGUGAUCAGAAGCGUCACGUCGAGCGCAAGAACAACAACGCCCGCAAGAAGCGCAAGAACGAGGAUGUCGUUCGUCUCCGCCAGCUUGUGGAUGAUGCCCUUGGCAUGGACGAGCGUAUCAAGAAGUUCCGUCAAGAAGGCAACAAGGAGAAGAACAAGAAGAAGGCCGACAAGGAAGCCGCCGAGAAGGCUGCCAAGGAGGCUGCUAUCCGUGAGAAGGAGGAGGCGGCGAAGGCUGCUGCUGAGAAGGCUGCCGCUGAGAAGGCCGGCAAGGAGGAGGCCAAGAAGGGCAAGGAGGCCGCGAAGAACGCGGCGAAGAAGAACAAGCGUGUCAUUCGUGGUGCUACCAAGGAUGCCAACUACUUUGCUGAUGGCGAGGCCAAUGCUGCCCAGAUCGAUGGAGCAUUGAACGACACCGAUGCGAUCAUCCUCAAGUUGGACAACGAGGAGGUUGCGGACUUUUCGGCGAAGCUGCAGGGCAAGACGGACAAGGCUGCUAUAAAGACGGUGUUCGUUGAGGAGGUGCAGCGUUUGGUGGGUGCUGGUAAGGCAAAGGACGGCGAGUUCAAGACUUUGGCUUAG
Molecule: messenger RNA, 1373 nt
Organism: Zymoseptoria tritici IPO323
Lineage: Eukaryota; Fungi; Ascomycota; Dothideomycetes; Mycosphaerellales; Mycosphaerellaceae
Exons: 2
Coding region: 36-1373 (445 amino acids)
Biological process (GO): regulation of translational fidelity; 'de novo' cotranslational protein folding
Cellular component (GO): cytosol
Molecular function (GO): ribosome binding; Hsp70 protein binding
Source: RefSeq, a predicted model, not a curated record